This is a messenger RNA of Toxotes jaculatrix (banded archerfish), 2621 nucleotides long. It is a transcript of the gene cspg5a, whose product is annotated as chondroitin sulfate proteoglycan 5a. Gene Ontology annotation, biological process: nervous system development. Bases 393 to 1991 code for a protein of 532 amino acids. Lineage: Eukaryota; Metazoa; Chordata; Actinopteri; Toxotidae. The record is from RefSeq and is a predicted model, not a curated record. The transcript has 6 exons.
CCGAGCCAAACCAAGCCAAGCCGAGCCACGGCGUGCGUCUGCGCCCCCAGUCGCACACCCCCCGCCUCCACUACUACUACCACCACCGCCGCCACCCCACCCUCGCAUCGCCACCUCCGACCACUGUUCUGUGGCGAUGGAGCCGUAACCAACCUCAGUGUGCUUAACUGAACCGAGCGUGUGAAACGGCAACGGAUACGAGGAGACAGCUGAGACCAAGCGGCUAUGGAGGAGAAGCGCAGGGAGGCUGGAGUCUAGACUGCACGCAAAUCAACAGACCCACUUGUCCGGAUUACUUUUUGCAACAUUUUUUGAACUCUAUUACCAUUUUUAGAUCAGGGACUUUCUGUCUUUUUCGCCCGAUCAUCUUAGGCUAUCACUGCUCGGCGAGGAUGCAGGGGAAGGAGGCGAGCUUUUGCACGGGAUGCUGGAGACUAACGCUGCUGUCGUGCGUCCUGGCUCUGCACUUGAUCCCGCCGUCUGUCCGCGGAAAUGUUGUCGGGACCAACGUCACUGAGCCGGACAGCACAGCCAACGUUACCUCCUUUCUUACCGGGGAGGAAGGACCUGUCAAGGCCAAUGAGAUCGCCGUGGCGGUAACUGGCACGAGCAACUCGGCCAGUCCAGACACAAUCAACACUGUGACCCCUAGGGCGGGCCGUAUCCCCCGUGCCGGCGAGGAGGAGGAGCAGAGCAGCGGCAUGUUCGAUGAAUCGGUGGUUCCUGUGGCGGAGGAAGUUGGUGUGGCAGCCCCACCUCAGCUCAGCCCUGAUUCGGCUGAGACGGAGCUUCUGUUGCCUAGCAACCCUCGUAAACAGGAUGUCAAGGAGGGUGAGGAGGAGGAGGAGGAGGAUGAGGAGGAGGAGCGUCUCCCUCACACCGACCCGCCUUGGAUCCACGCCAAGGACACAGCUGUGCUUGACCUGGACCACCUUUUCACCACCACUGCCCCACCCCCAGCCGCCACCAACCCGUCUAACCCCGACGUCCUCCAUGUUGACUUCUUCGACCCCUCCUCUCGUGGGCGAAACUUGAACCUGGCACCGCCCUCCCCUUCAUCACUGGCCCAUGAGCUGCAGGGUGGAGACCCCACCUCCUGGGCGAUGCCUGACAACUAUGACUACCUCACACCUUACGAGGACGGCGUGUCUCCCACUGCUGAUGAGUACACAUACAGCACCACAACUGACGUCUAUGAGAGCGACGAAGACCUCCGAUUGUCUGCUGGGUCUCCGGCUCGCUCCAGGCCCCGAGGCCCAGGGUCUGGCUCCUUCGUCCCAGGGGCGGGAUUUCCUGGUGCAGGGGCUCCGGUACCAAACAUCCCUGUGGCGGCUCCUCCAGCAGCCUCACCGGUGGACGGAUCAGAUGGGUUGGGUGGAUGCCGCGUGGGCUACCAGAUGGUGAACGGAAGUUGCCGCUCGCCCUGCGACAUGCUGCCGAACUACUGUUUCAACGGGGGACAGUGUUACCUGCUGGAGGGCAUGGGAGUCUUCUGCAGAUGUAACGUCCAGGAUUACAUCUGGCACAAGGGUGCCCGCUGCGAGUCGGUGGUGACAGAGUUCCAGGUGAUGUGUCUGGCCGUGGGCGCCUCGGCUCUGGUGGUCCUGCUGCUCUUCAUGAUCAUCGUCUGCUUUGCCAAGAAGCUCCACGUGCUCAAGACGGAGAACAAGAAGCUGCGCAAGCGCAGCAGUAAGUACCGGCCUUCAUCGGAGCAGCACAAUGAUAAUUUCUCGCUGUCCACCAUCGCUGAGGGCUCCCACCCAAAUAAAACCAUGAGCAGAUACACCUGGGAGUGUAAGACCAAAGAGGAGUCCGACUGUGAGGAUGAUCCUAAUUCCCAGAACAAGCUGGAGGACCCGGUGAAGGCCCCGCCCAAGGAGGACGACUCCCUCAACAUCCACAACUCUCUGACCCCCAAGCACGAGAACCACAAGGUCCUGGGUGAGGAGAACUCCUCUGAGGUAAACUCACUGCAGAACAACAUGAUGUGAAAACAAAAACAAAACAACCCAGCAACCUGACAACACAACUCUGAAAACGAUGAGGUGCACCGGCAACGGGAGCCCCCCCAAAAACCCCUCCCUGCUCUCCGUCCGUCCGUCCGCUGCCGAGUGCCCCUAACCGGUCAACCAAACCACCAACCAGCCUGCCAACGUACCAGCCAACCAACCCAGUCUGCAACCGUCUCUGACACGGCAACACUGCCACCAAGCAGCCUGAGCCGCUGCAAAAAACUUACACCACCACCGCCACCACCACCACCGCCACUGCCCAAGUUGAGAGUAACCCCGCCCCCGCCAGCCUCACCUUGCCGCCGCCUUGCAACUCCUCCGUACAUCCACUCACUCCCCUGUUUCGCAGCCCCGCCCCCCCUUGUUGCUGUCACUCUCCUCUUCCUUAUCUCUCUUACCUGCACACACGCACACACGCAGACACACACACAUACACACACAUAGUGAACAUACAUAUUCAGUGAAAAGAUGAAAACAUAAACACGCUUAUAUGUAAACACACAUACACACCUUCCCCUGCCUGCAUUGGUGUAUUUUGUAAAAAGAAAGAAAUCAUACAGAAGUUUAAAACGUACGUAAAACGUCAUUGUAAAAAAAAAAAAAAAGAAA